UGGCCGAGCCGAUCAGGCUCUUCAACAAGGGGCAGUAAGGGGGGGAGGGGCGGCUGAACAAUGAACCCCCAUCCACGUCGCAUCCGCCUGAAGCCCUGGCUGGUGGCCCAGGUGAACAGCAGCCAGUACCCAGGUCUGCGCUGGGUAGAUCCGGAGCAGAAGAGGUUUUGCAUCCCCUGGCGCCACGCCACCCGUCACAUGCCCUGCCAGGAUGACGAGAACACCAUCUUCAAGGCCUGGGCCAAAGAAACGGGCAAGUACAACGAGGGCGUGGACGAGCCGGAUCCGGCCAAAUGGAAGGCCAACCUGCGCUGUGCCCUCAACAAAAGCCGGGAGUUCAGCCUGAUCUACGACGGGACCAAAGACACCCCGAUGCAGCCCUACAAGAUUUACGAGGUCUGCGACGUACCCCUGCCCAACGGAGAGAGUUUUGCUGGAGAAGAUCCUGCAGGGUGCGAAGAAGAGGAGGAGCUCCAGAAAAUGAUGCCCACCUUAAGGAUUGCAGAUCCGUCGCACGUCGCAGAGCCCCUGCCCCCCUACCCGUGGCUUAAGCAAGAAACCCUCUACACCAACUCAUGCGCUAAUGGGAACUUCCCCCACUUGGCUCCCCCGGAGGUGGGGCCUGGACCCCCGGCCCAUGUCCCCGUAGGGGCCUUCCCGGUAGGAGCAGAGCCUCCGGUGCCCAACUUUGCCGAAUCUGCAAGCCGGAUGCCACUGAUGCCCGAGAGCAUGGCCGUGCCAGGGACCCUGCAGCCCUUACCCGAGGGGGGCUGUCCCGCAGCCCCCAUUGAGCAGUUCAUCCCCAAUUUAUUGAUCAGCCCCCACAUGCUGCCACUGACCGACCUGGAGAUCAAAUUCCAGUACCGCGGACGCCCGGUGGGAGCCCUGACCAUCAGCAACCCGCACGGCUGCCGCCUCUUCCACAGCCACCUGGAGCCCACCCAGGAACAGGUGGAGCUCUUUGGACCGGUGAUCUUGGAGCAGGUGCGCUUCCCCAGUGCCGAGGCCGUCCCCAACGAGAAGCAGCGUUACUACACCCAUCAGUUGCUGGACGUCCUGGACCGGGGCCUGAUCCUGGAACUGCAAGGCCAGGACAUUUACGCCAUCCGGUUGUGCCAGUGUAAAGUCUUUUGGACCGGCCCUUGUGCCGGAGAGUUGGCCGGGCCUAACCCCAUCGAACGCGAGAAGAAAGUCAAGCUCUUUAGCCUGGAGAAUUUCCUCAACGGACUCAUCCUGUUCCAGAAAGGCCAGGCUCCCACGCCUCCCCCCUACGAGAUUUUCUUCUGUUUUGGGGAAGAGUGGCCGGACCAGAAACCGAAGGAGAAAAAGCUGAUCACGGUGCAGGUUGUCCCCGUAGCCGCCCGGCUCCUUUUAGAAAUGUUCUCCGGGGAACUCUCCUGGUCGGCCGACAGCGUCCGCUUGCAGAUUUCGCACCCGGAUCUCAAAGACAAAAUGGUCCUGCAAUUCAAAGAACUUCACCAGCUCUGGCAAAUGCAGCAGAACAUGCCGGAGGGGGCUCCCAGCAGCUGGGAAAUGCAGACCGGGGGCAACGGGAUGCAGCAGUGAGACGCCGAGAGCAUCCCCCAAGACCCACCCCACCCGGUGCCGUUCGGACACCAUCCCACCGGGGCGUGAAAAGUCCGGCAAGGUCUGCCCCACAGAGCCAUUCCUGGGGAAGGGGGCUUUCUUGGCACAGCCCAGCUUCCGGCUUUUGAUGACCUCCGGAGCACGUUUUUAAGAGAAGCACUGGUGGGCGCCCCAGAGGUCACUUAAGAGGAGUUGGGCCGGCCAGUUUCUCCUGCUGCAAAGUAAAAGAAGCGGUGACGCAUCGCUUGGCGGUAUCUGCGUGAAAUGGAAAACUUGAACUCGGAACCGAAGCGGGCUCAGUUCGAAAGAAAGGCGCUCGGCUUCUUGCCAGGAUGGGCGCC
This is a messenger RNA of Pseudonaja textilis, 1928 nucleotides long. RefSeq names its product interferon regulatory factor 5 (gene IRF5). Gene Ontology annotation, biological process: regulation of transcription by RNA polymerase II; immune system process. NCBI's taxonomy places the organism in Eukaryota, Metazoa, Chordata, Lepidosauria, Squamata, Elapidae. Gene Ontology annotation, cellular component: nucleus. The record is from RefSeq and is a predicted model, not a curated record. Gene Ontology annotation, molecular function: DNA-binding transcription factor activity, RNA polymerase II-specific; RNA polymerase II cis-regulatory region sequence-specific DNA binding; protein binding.